CUUUUAGUCCAUAAAUUUCCAGUUGAAAUUUGACCCAGCUUUCGAAAAUUAAGAAGAACGUAAGAGGAUUUACUAUCAGACAGGUCUUUAGAUUCAUGCCUUAAAAUCUAUCAUGGCAGAGAUGGAAUUGCUAAACUGGAAACUGUGUUAUAUAUAACUGAAUUGAUUUUGAUUUAAAAAUGUUUGUGUGAGUAAAGACUUAAUGCAGACAAAUAGUGUCAUUAUUAUGUUUCACUCACGUUCUGGUGUGGCUAGAGCUCAUAACACCAGGUCUGGAUUACACACAUUUUUUGGUCUUGUACAACAUAGAAAACAGACAUUACAUCGAGCCAUAAUUCUGUGUACUGUGGCCGCUGUAUUUAUUUUGGUUGGCAGUAUACUAACUUGGCUUGCCUUCAAGGAUAUAUUUGGCAACAGAGUAACAGGACCAGUUUUUCUAGGUUUAGCCUUCAUAUUAAUACUCCUUGCUAUCCAGAGAUUUGUACAAGCAAAGAAACAUAUAGCCCAAAGUAGAAAUGAACAACAGAAUUUUAAUUCUCAGACAGUAGGAGUUGUUUUAGAAGAAGACAAUGGAGAAGGUGGUGCUAUUACAGUUAUAAUGGAUAGUCUGCAAUUCAGAAAUGCUUGGAGGGACCCAGACCAAGAAGAAAGUGUGCCCCCAUCUUAUACAGAAGCUACAGAUACCAGUUGUAUAGAGCCCCCUGUAGUUGUUCCGGUUGUAAGUCCUGAUGAAAAUGAGGCACCACCUAGUUAUGAAGAGGCAAUAGAAGAUUCACAACAUUCCUUCAGUGAUGUAGAAAUGUCUGAAAGACAACCAGGAUGAUUUUGAUAAAGAAAAAGCUUGAGUGAUUGUAAAAGUCACAAUAUCAUGAUUUGUUGUAAUUCAUAAUUUUUCAGUGAUUAUUGUUAAAUGUAGUCCAUUCAUCACCAAAAAGGAGAAGGUUCACGAAGGUCUAAAAUCGGCCCUAAAUUUUUUAUGGUUUUUAUACGCCCGUUUACGGAACGUAUAAUGGUAUACCGUUGUCCGUCGUACCGUCCGUCUAUCGCCACCAUGUCGGACAUUAACUCAAAAACACUUUAGCCAAUUUGCAUAAAACUUUGGUGAAUUAUUUAUAUCUAUUCACAUCAGCUCCCUUUCAUUUUUUAUAAAUUUUAGAUUUUACGUUUCCGAGUUAUGGGGGUUUUAUUCAUUAAAAAAAGGGGGAUUUUCCAGUUUUCGGACAAUAACUCAAGAAUGCUUUCACCAACUUGCAAGAAAUUGUGGUGAAUUGUUUAUAUCUAUUGACAUGAGCUCCCUUUCGAUUUUUAUAUAUUUUAGAUUUUACGUUUCUGAGUUACAGGGUUUUGUUCAUAAAAAAAGGGGGAUUUUCCAGUUUUUGGACAAAAAAUCAAAAAUGCUUUCAGCAGUUUGUAUGAAACUUUGGUGAAUUGUUUAUAUCUAUUGAUGUAAGCUCCGUUUAGAAUUUUAUAAAUUUUACAUUUUACAUUUCUGAGUUAUGGGGAUUUAUUCAUUAAAUAAGGGGGGAUUUUCCAGUUUUCGGACAAUAACUCAAAAAUGCUGUCAGCAAUUCUCAUGAAACUUUAGUGAAUUGUUUAUAUCUAUUGAUGUAAGCUCCCUUUACAUUUUCAUAAAUUUCUAAUAUGACUGAGAAUUAAUUGAACUUUAUUUGUUUAUAGUCUUGACAACAGAUAUACUAAGUAUUGCGCAACAGCACAGUGUAUUGCACAACAGCAAGAAAUCUUUAAUUGAAUAUAAAUUCAAUUCAUAUAAACAAUUUCAAGUUCUUUGACGACAUUUAUUCAGAAACCUAUAAUAUGUCAAAUAUUUAAUACAAUCCAAAUUCAGAUCUGUAUCAAGCUUGAAUAUUGUGUCCAUUUUUGCCAACUGUUCAGGGUUGGACCUCUGCAGGCGUAUCCAGCUGCGCUCAGCGAAGCAGUUUAUUUAAUCGGGCCAAACAUUUACAAAUUUCACAUAGGAAUAGUUGCGAUAUUACUGUUAACACAAAACAACUUCAUUUUGGUAGAUCACAUUAAAAAUGACAAAGUAUUGACUCCUGAAGUACGCACUAUUUGUGUUAUAACGUCAGUUUUGGUCAAAUUUUCAAUAAUUCUUAACAGUUUUUUGCAUAAUUUACUUUGGCCGCCACCCACGAUCCAGAAAGAGUUUGUGCUUAGGGAUUCAAUAUCAUCAUUGGCAACUUUUGAUUACUGAACAUUUUGGAUCCUGAGGUUGCGGCCAAGGAAUUCCUCAAGCUUAGGUUCGAAAAAUGCACAAAAUCAUCGUAUUUUGACAAUAUAUCCAAAAUGUGCUGAUUCUGAAGCCAAGAAUGAACUCUUAUGAAGAGUUUUAUUUUAAGAAAGAAGUAAGGUUUUGAAAAAAGAUCUAUUUAAGAACCAAAUUAUAGCUAUUUUGAAAUUUUAUGAUAAAGUUGAAAUUCAAGGCAAUAUUUGGCCUAAAGUGAACCUUGUCCUUUGAAAUUAGAGAAAUGAAAAAUGGGACCAGAGGUUAUAAUUUAAAACAUCACCCCUAGAAAAAAUUAAAUUCUUACUCUUGACAGUGAAGGUAAAUUUGUUUAUUCCUUGAUAAGAAUUGUAACAAUGUAACAUAUGAUAAAACAUGAAACUUUUGAAAUGUUGAGUUGACCAUUAUUUUACAGCAUAAAGCUAUUUGACUUUGACAAUCACUUACAAGCUUUUUUUGUUUAUGCACACCAGUUUUUGUUAUGUUGUUCAGGUACAUGAAUGAUGUGACAUUAUGAGUUUUGUCAGCAAAUCAUUUAUCAGUAUUUCUAGCAACAUAUCAAAAAAUGAAAAGUAACUUGUGUUAAUUAUAAAUGUGAAUUAAUAGUCAAAUCUAUUUUAAUUGUUGUCAAAAGUGUUAUAUAUAUUUUUUGAAUGUACCAUUUGAGUUGGAAGUCAUUAAGACAAAGUUUAAUGGAUUCUGUCAAUGCAACAGUCUGAUCAAAAUCAUAUCCUUUACUUUGCUCUGUAAGAUUUGUUUAUCCCUUCAUGUAAGAUCUGAAAACAUUCCGUAAUUGGUCAUGCUCAGAUGAAAUUGUUUGCAUAUUUUCUUAAAACCAAUCAAGCAAAGUGACAUGAUUACUAAUGAUGUACAAUAUAGAAAAUGAACAAAACAAUGAAACUGCAUUGUUAAGUUGAGGAACAUUAACAAUCAGGUCAGUGCAUGAAAUCAGAAAGACGACAGGAAAUUAAAUGGUAUGAACACAGAAUUUCCCUACUAUAUUCAGAAAUAUUUCACAGUUUACCUAUCAAUAUGUUUGAUAGUCCACAGUAAAAAAUACUGCAAAUUAUGAAGGGAAAGUUUUUAUUGGAUGCUUAAAGAUCACUGAACAUGACCUCUAAUGGGAUGUUUUUAGAUCUUACAUGGAGCAACUAACAAAUCUAACAGAGCAAAUUGAAAGGUCUGAUUUUAAUCGGAUCAUCAGUGCUACUUCAUACAAUUGAAUAUGAUAUUUCUCCAAUGAAAUGAUUCUUUUAAUUAUUGAAUUUUGAUAUAUGAAAAAUAUUCUGUCAGUAAUGGAGACUACUGAUCUGUUUCUAUUUUGACCUCUACUUGUUGUAUAGUUAUUGUGGUGAUUUUUCAGGAUAUUUACAAAAAUCUUUGUUUUUUUGUGUGUUUGUAAUGCCAGCUUAACUGGUCACAAUUGCUAUCACUAAGUCAAAACUGGAGAAGAGCAAAGAACUUUGAUGUCCUUAUAGAUUUUUAACCAUAAAUAUCACUGAAAGAGCAAACCACAGGUUAUAAGAUAUAAAACCUUUAAAAAUAUGUAUAAAUUGAUAAAUAUUUUAAAGAAAUCAAUUUUAACACUGUCCUUCUAAGUCAAGGGUUUAAGUCAUUCUUAGUGAUUGCUUAAUGCAUAGAUUAUGAGAUGUUUAAAUGUUUUUAAUGUCCUGUAAUUUUAUAGGUUAAACAUUUUGUAUUCACUUAUAGUCAUUUAAUGUUGAUAUUUUACUAAUGAAAUUGUCUAUAACUAUAAAAAGAAGCCUUUAGAAUUUGAAAAAUAGGAGUACCUACUGUACCCUAUGAAAGUUUACCAUUUCUCUUAGAUCUUUCAUUCAGUACAAUUAUUAUUGGUAGGGAACAAAUUUUAAAGUGCCUUUUACGAACCUUAAAUUUCUCUUCAGGUACUGCAUAUUUAAAUUAAAAGAGAAAAUCUUAAUAAACUUAUGCAUUCUGAUACAAAAGUUCAUCUGAAACAUGGCUGUCUUAAGUAAGGAAUCUAGCAAUGAUUACUUUUGUUCUUGCUUUUGUGUUUAAGGACUAUGAUCCUGUUCCAAAAUGUAAGAGGGGAGAUAAUCAAACUUAAUUACUUCAAUCUGUCCGUCUUUCUGUCCAUGCUCCUUGUAAGUGCAACUCCUUCUUAAUGGCUUCACAGAUACAAGCCCUUGAAGUUUUGCAUAAAGGGAAAUAAUUCUAGUCAAACAGCUUGAUUGGGAGUUAAGCGUAAUAUAUAGAAAGAACAAAUGUAUUAUUAAAACCAUAUUUAAUAGAUCAUUGUUAUUUGUAGAUUGUUUUUGUUAGAAUAGAUUAUGAAAACUUAUAUUGUAUGUUUAGGCCUUUUUCUCAUUAAAUUAAAAGCAUGUCUUCUACAAGGAAAAUGCUAUAUACACACUAAACUUUGAAUGAACAUUAACUUUUUUUGGGGGGGGGGAAAUGUAUUUACAUCAAGGAAGUACUAAAAAUACGUUUGCCAUAAUUAGCAUGAAAAUGUCUAUUGAACUGCAUGACAAAUGACUUUUAAAAUGUGAUGGCCAAUUGAUUUUCAUUAAAAGAAUCAUAUUUACUUUA
Messenger RNA from Mytilus californianus (California mussel), 4810 nucleotides. RefSeq lists its product as uncharacterized. The record is from RefSeq and is a predicted model, not a curated record. The transcript is spliced from 6 exons. NCBI's taxonomy places the organism in Eukaryota, Metazoa, Mollusca, Bivalvia, Mytilida, Mytilidae. Bases 203 to 823 code for a protein of 206 amino acids.